Messenger RNA from Salvelinus namaycush (lake trout), 1262 nucleotides. Its product is annotated as phosphatidylinositol-glycan biosynthesis class F protein-like. Gene Ontology annotation, biological process: GPI anchor biosynthetic process. The record is from RefSeq and is a predicted model, not a curated record. The coding region runs from base 269 to 928 and encodes 219 amino acids. The transcript has 6 exons. Gene Ontology annotation, cellular component: endoplasmic reticulum membrane. NCBI's taxonomy places the organism in Eukaryota, Metazoa, Chordata, Actinopteri, Salmoniformes, Salmonidae.
UCUGACCUUGCUCGGCACCGUGUUUACGGAAGUGAGUCUGAUGAAUGAACACUACAUUAUCGUCCAUGUCUAUGUGAAAUGUAGAAAAACUGUCACGUAUAGAUAAUUUGUCUCAUUUAGAAUAGUAGCUACUGUCAUAUGUCUAAGGAUGAAGCUAGCUAGGCCACAAAAACAGUAGCUAGCAGCCAAAAAACGUCAACGUCGCAACAUCUCAGAAGCAAGAGGUUCUCAAUUACAGGUAGACCUGACCAAACCUCUCUCCAACACCAUGUGGGACCAGGAGAUCAGACAGAUGGCGUCCAGCCACGCCAUCAUGGCGUCAGGGGUGUUUAUGGCGACAGUGGUGCCAGCGGUGCUAGUGCCAGGUUUCUCUGUGUACGGGACACACCUGCUGUGGCUGUACUCUGUUGCCGGGGCCGUUGCCGUGGUCAACAUCACCCUGUUCUGGCUGCUGGGGGUCAGCUCUCCCACCAAGAAACACACUAUCACCUACAAGGUGUCUAGGUUGGUACGUUCCUGUCUCUACCUGCUCCUCUCCUGUCUGUCCUUCCACACUGUAGUGAUCCUGUAUGGAGCACCGCUACUGGAGACUGCGUUGGAGACGUUCUCUCUGGCGGUGUUGUUGACCAGUCUGACCACUCUGAGGUGUGUCUGUGUCCUUGGGCCCAACGUCCAGGCUUGGAUAAGAGUGUUCAGCCGACAUGGGGCCAUGUCGGUGUGGGACACCUCUCUACAGAUGGUGGUCGGCUGCAGUGUUGUCGGAGCCUGGCUAGGAGCCUUCCCCAUCCCAUUGGACUGGGACCGGCCCUGGCAGGUGUGGCCCGUCUCCUGCAGUCUGGGUGCAGUGAUUGGCUACCUGACUGGGCUAGUCGCCGCUCCCGCCUGGAUCCACUGGCACCGCAAACACCUCACCUACAAGAUCAAGUGAUGGACUGGGGAGAGAGUGAGGAAGUGAUGGACUGGGGAGAGAGUGAGUGAGGAAUUGAUGGACUGGGGAGAGAGUGAGUGAGGAAGUGAUGGACUGGGGAGAGAGUGAGUGAGGAAGUGAUGGACUGGGGAGAGAGUGUGCGUUUCUGUACGUGCAUAUGGUUUAUAUGUCAGUCCUCCAGGCAGCUGACUAAUUAUCCCUGUAGUAAUCCUGCUGUAUUCCAUUGGUAUCUGAAUAUGUACUGGACUGUUGGAGUGAACAGAUUCUCUCCUGUAUGUUGCCUAAAAAAGAUUCCAGACUUCCCCCUUUUGACAAAUAAAGUCUUAGUUCUCUA